Molecule: messenger RNA, 842 nt
Organism: Rhinichthys klamathensis goyatoka
Lineage: Eukaryota; Metazoa; Chordata; Actinopteri; Cypriniformes; Leuciscidae
Gene: hpcal4
Product: hippocalcin like 4
Exons: 4
Coding region: 162-737 (191 amino acids)
Molecular function (GO): calcium ion binding
Source: RefSeq, a predicted model, not a curated record
CGAAACCGCUCCAUUCAUCCUCCUCAUACGGAAGAAACAAAUAGGUGGCGUUUUUCUGUUGAAGUACAGUUUACUCCUCCAACCGCGAGAGUACAAGUCACUUUGAGCGAUAAAUAAAAUACCGGAUACUUCCCUCACGAUAUUUGGAGAGGUGUAAAAAGAUGGGGAAACACAACAGCAAGCUUGCUCCUGAGGUGCUAGACGAUUUGACCAAGAGUACAGAGUUCAAUGAAGUUGAGCUGAAGCAGUGGUAUAAGGGAUUUCUGAAGGACUGUCCAACUGGCAUCCUCAAUCUGGAAGAAUUCCAGCAACUUUAUGUCAAGUUCUUCCCUUAUGGCGAUGCUUCAAAAUUCGCUCAGCAUGCCUUUCGGACAUUUGACAAAAAUGGUGAUGGUACCAUUGACUUCAGAGAGUUCAUCUGCGCACUGUCCAUCACUUCCAGGGGAAGUUUUGAGCAGAAACUCAACUGGGCCUUCAACAUGUACGACCUAGACGGAGAUGGCAAGAUCACACGCAUGGAGAUGCUGGAGAUCAUUGAGGCAAUCUACAAGAUGGUUGGAACGGUGAUCAUGAUGCGUAUGAACGAGGACGGGCUGACCCCACAGCAGCGUGUGGACAAAAUCUUCAGCAAGAUGGACAAGGACCACAACGAUGAGAUCACGCUGGAGGAGUUCAAAGAGGCGGCCAAGAGCGACCCCUCCAUUGUUCUGUUACUGCAAUGUGACAUGCAGAAGUAAGAAAGGAGAGGAGGGAGAUGAGUGAAGGAGGCUGGGGGGUGUAGGGAGAGGAGGAGAACCAUGUACAGACUUCUAGAGAGAUGUAGGUAAUAGAUGCUGAGAGAA